Colius striatus (speckled mousebird) is the source of this 3365-nucleotide messenger RNA. It is a transcript of the gene FBXO34, whose product is annotated as F-box protein 34. Gene Ontology annotation, molecular function: protein binding. The record is from RefSeq and is a predicted model, not a curated record. Bases 419 to 2653 code for a protein of 744 amino acids. The transcript has 5 exons. NCBI's taxonomy places the organism in Eukaryota, Metazoa, Chordata, Aves, Coliiformes, Coliidae.
GGCUCAGUGGGGGGAUCCGGCCGCGCUUGCUGAGCCCAGCUUGGCGGCUCCGCGCAGCUCCGCGCCGCCGGGACUGCCCCCCUCCUCCCCGCGGGAGCGUGGCCGGCCCCGCUCCAGAAAUGCCAUUCUCAUGAGUGUACAAGGAACCUACAGAACUGUAAUGUCUAACCCUACAUGGAAUAACAACUCUUUGAAGUUUUCGGGCUGUACCCAACUCUGCAAAGCUAGCAAAUCAGCUGAAGCACCUACUGAUAAGGAUCAGCCUUGGUAAAGAAUCUCACUGUGGUAGUUAAAGGCAUUUCCAGGUGGCAGAGACAGGGCAAAGCUCUGCGUGGGGCAAGGAAAGGUGAUGGGGGAGCCUUGUGUGUAACCAGGAUGGACUGGCUGUGACGGUGCCUUAGCUGGAGAGGUAGUUACCAUGAAGAGUUCCUGCAGAGCUGGCCUCCACAGGGAACCACUGAAUUCCACAUCCUCCACCUUCCAUCAAGUCAAACGGGUUUCUGGUAUGCACUUAAAGCCAUAUCUCAAGUUACAGAAGAAAGAGCGAUCCCCCGAAAUAAGCCAGGAUUCGGCGAGAGGCCCACCCGCGAGCCAUCCGAGAGCAGCACGAGACGAGAAGCACACAACCGACUGCACCAAGCUGAGCGCUUUCCCAAAACCCUCCCUCGCGGCUCCAUCUCAAAAGCUUCUGGGGAUUAUUUAUCCAAAUACGAUGUGCAAUAUGAACGGGAAAGGUCCCGCGGACGGUCUGAGCGCCAGGGACAAGAAGAACGCGCUGUCUGCCACGAUCCAUCAGGGAGAGGAAGGGGAAGGGCCGCUGGACGUGUGGGCCGUGGUGAAGCCUGGCAACACCAAGGAGAAGAUCGCGUUCUUUGCAGCGCAGCAGUGCGGCAGCGGCGGCCGCCUGGGCUCCAUGAAGGUCAAAAGCACGUGGGACAUCGACGGGAGAACGGCCAAACGCAGGAAAAAAUCGGUAGAUCUUAAAAAAGCCAAAAUCCAGCUGGAAAGGAUGAGGGAGGCGGGCGGCAGGUGCACCCCAGCCGAGCCCUUCGCCUGCGGCAUCGAGCACUGCUCCGUGCACUACGCCAACGACGGCGGGGACGGCGCGUUCCCGGGCCGGGCCCUCUCGGUCAUAGAGAUGGUGGCCUUCCUGGAGCAGCGGGCCAGCGCUCUGCUGGUGGACUGCGCCAAAACCUGCGCUCCCGCCGCUACCACGCGGCUGAGCGCUCAGCCCAAAGCCGGGCUCCCCGCCUCCGAGCCCUUCCCCUCCACCGGGCCGUGCGAGGCGCCGGCCGAGCAGCAGCAGGGAGAGCCCCUGCGCGUGCUGGACAUGGUGGCCAGGCUGGAGUCGGAGUGCCUGCGGCGGCAGGGCGAGCGCGAGCCCGGCAGCCUCUCCCGCAACAACAGCUUCCGCAGGAACGUGGGCAGGGUGCUGCUGGCCGGCGGCCCCCAGCCCGAGGGAGAGGCGGGGAAGGGCUCCUCGGGGGUCCUGGCUCUGGGGGGCGGUUCAGAGGAGGAGAGGGGGGUGGCGGAGGUCGGGUACGGAGGGCGGCGCGGUUCUGUGGGUGACGGCGAGCUGUGGGACGGCGCUGCCUCGGUGCGGCAGCCCUUUGCUUCUGGGCUGGGCACUCGGGUGGGCAACGUGGCCUCGGGGCUCGCUCACGCGGUGUUGGCAAUAACCGCCGGCAGGAGCGGCGCCGACACGCAGGCCGAGCCUCCCAGACCUCUGCCCUCGGCUGCUGCCAGGUUGCCACCGGAUGCCCUGCGGAGCGAGGGUGCGACUGUUGAUUGUACGUUGAAAGAGCCUGUCGUUUUCCCAAAGCAGACCCUGCAUCCCGCUAGGAAGGAGCCCUUGUGCAUCAGUGUAUCAGUCACCAAGACCGAGAAAGGAUGCAGGAAGGAGAAGCUCUCUCACUCUGCUUCGGGCGAGGAGCCUCUCCCAGGGAGGCUGUUUUUCCUCCAGGCUGACCAGGCUGCUGCUCGCGAGCAACAGCCGCCGCGAGAGGGUACCCAGGAAAAGCCAGAAGCAGCCCAAAAUGAGGGUGAGGAUGCUUUGGCACCCUCCGGGUCGUGCGUCAGAAGCGGCGUCCCCACAGAGCCAUCCGCCCUUCCCGUCCCGCUGGCGGAAGGGGCUUUGCAAGUACUUGACGCUUCCUGCUUGAAAAGGCAGGUCUCGCAUGACUUUCUGGAGACCAGGUUUAAAAUCCAGCAGCUUUUGGAGCCUCAGCAGUACAUGGCCUUCUUGCCUCACCACAUCAUCGUGAAGAUCUUUGGAUUGCUUCCUACGAGGAGUCUGGUUGCCCUCAAAUGCACUUGCUACUACUUCAAGUUCAUCAUUGAGUACUACAACAUCAGGCCAGCAGACUCCCGCUGGGUGCGCGACCCCCGCUACAGGGAAGACCCCUGCAAGCAGUGCAAGAAGAAGUACGUCAAAGGGGACGUCUCGCUGUGCCGCUGGCACCCCAAGCCCUACUGCCAAGCCUUACCCUACGGGCCUGGGUACUGGAUGUGCUGUCACCGGUCCCAGAAGGGCAUCCCGGGCUGUAAGCUGGGGCUUCAUGACAAUCACUGGGUUCCCGCCUGCCACAGCUUUAACCGCGCCAUCCACAAGAAAGCCCGAGGGCCGGGAGCCGAGGCCGAGGAGGAGUAUUAAUGCACAUACACUUUCCUGUGAGAUCAUUUGGGGUAGGAGGAGAUUCUCAUGCCUUGUGCUGUUUACAAGUGUAUAUAAUUGUUGUGGUUUGUUGUUUUGUUUUGGUUUCUUUUUUCUUUCCACAGGGCUAUGAAACUGCACAUUAACACAAGAGCCUUUACCUGUUAGAUGAGAGAGAGAGCUUUUAGUCCAUCGAUGUAAAUAACACUAUAAAAAUGAAUUGUACAUACAGAGUCUCCAGCUGGCUGAGCAAUGUAAUCACUACAAUGCAGCUCCCAUCGUGUUGCGGCUACAGUUGUGUGUGUGAGGGGCUGUGUGUGUGUGCGGGUGGCUGGGGGGGGUGUGUGUGGGGUGUGUUCAAGUGUCUCGUUUCCAAAAAUCUGUAUAUCCUGUAUAAUAUAUGAAUGUUUCUGAGAAGAAACUCUAAAUAGCUAGAAACUCUUAAAUAGGUAAAGGUCAACUUGUUUAAAAGAAUCUUCAGACAACUUAACUGGACAACCUUAGACUAGAAAAGAUCCUUUAUGGUAGUGUGGCAGUGGAGAAAGAGAGGAGUAUUAUUGUAUAGCCAGAACAUGAGAAGUCCUUGUCUACCUUACCCAUGUUGUCUGUUGGGUUGGUUUUUUUUUUACCUGAAUAAAAUGUGCAUUCUAGAUCUGCCUUACCAGACCUUCUCUGUAAAACUUUUGCCCCAAAAUAAAAACAACUGUAAAAC